Aspergillus caelatus is the source of this 1183-nucleotide messenger RNA. RefSeq names its product bZIP transcription factor. The record is from RefSeq and is a predicted model, not a curated record. Lineage: Eukaryota; Fungi; Ascomycota; Eurotiomycetes; Eurotiales; Aspergillaceae. The transcript is spliced from 2 exons. Bases 5 to 895 code for a protein of 296 amino acids.
CGGCAUGCCCGGAAAUAACGACGACAGAAUCUCAAAACACCGGAAGCGAGUCCUAACUCCGGCGCGAAAAGAACAGAACCGUGUCGCGCAACGGGUUUAUCGCCAAAGGCAAAAAGAGCGCCUGCAGCGAGAAAAGCAGAUAGCUAGACCAUCUAGCGCCCUCAGAGCACUACAGCCCACUCCAGCUGAAGAACAUGUGCCGGAGGAACUUGUUGAUCCGGGCGACUGUGGUACGGCAGAUGUUCCAGGAGUGGAUCCAGAGAUUCGACGGAGUCAAUGCUUGGCACCGAUGAAAUUAACCCUCGACCAUUUCUUUCCUUCGGAGACGGCCUCUAUUACAACACAAAACGACAAUGUAUAUGCUCAGUAUGUUGAGGAACAUACUUCCAGGCAAAUAAUACCGGGCCCCAGUUCCAAAUUAGACAGGAUGCUACCCGAUCUGUACCAGAACACUCUGGAACUGACACACACAAUGCUUCUCCGCGCAUGUCUUCACAAUGCCCAAAGUCUUGGCAUAAGCAUCAGGAAGUUCUUCGGCGAUGAGUGCAUGUCUCUGUGUUCACCCUUAUACAGAGCCAACACUACCAUGUUAGAUGACCCUCAGACCCUCAUCAAGAAUGUCUCGAAUCCAUCUACCCCUACGCAUCUCCAACCGACCUUGCCACAGAUCCUCUUUCCUCAUCAUCCGCUAUUAGACCUACUACCAUUGCCUGGGUUAAGAACCAGAGCCGUCAUGUUAGCUGCUACCGCACCCACAUUGAUAGACGCUGUAGACCUCAAACGAGAUAUUGUUGGAAAGGCGGGGAUUGUGUGUCGGGGUGAACAGCCCUGGGAUAUGCAUAGUUGGGUGGCUGCGCCAUGGUUCUUAAAGAAAUGGAAGUUGCUACUAGGUUGACCUGUAUGGUAUUAUGCAACUUUGAGCAUGUUGUAAAAAUAUGUUCACCGACAUUGUGAAACACUUUAAAGGUGCUGGUGGGCCAAGGUUGGGUCUUAAAGGACCACUCCACCCUGAGUGACAUAGCUGGUGAGCAAGAUCACCAGUAGUGUAGUAUACUUCACAGAGCUACAAAUGUUAUUCUGUGGCGCGCUCGAACAUAAGCGGGUGUUGGCCCCCGAAUAUCCGUGGAGACGAUGGAGCAGAGAAUGGAACAAGUGGAGGUACGCCGUGUGACGAUAGUCAAGG